Brassica rapa (field mustard) is the source of this 516-nucleotide messenger RNA. RefSeq names its product putative F-box only protein 15. NCBI's taxonomy places the organism in Eukaryota, Viridiplantae, Streptophyta, Magnoliopsida, Brassicales, Brassicaceae. The record is from RefSeq and is a predicted model, not a curated record. Gene Ontology annotation, molecular function: protein binding.
AUGGAGUCGAAGCUUUCUUCAAUGGCCUCGAAGCGUUCUUCAAUGCCAUCACGUUUGUUGUCGCUCCCGGAAGAAGUACAAGAAGAAGUCAUCUACCGGACUCCCGUGGAAGCGCUUAUACAGUCAGCAACAUUAUGCAAGCGAUGGACCGCUCUUCUCACCAACAAGAAAGUCAUCCACACACACUUGGAUCGGUCGGCGGAAAGAUUCAUAAGAAGCGUUGAUACAGUAAACGUCGUUGAUCCGGUGACGCGAAUAUGCUCAAGUACUUCACCGGUUCCGAGAGAGUUUCAAGACCCGAACAAUACAGAUGCUCUGCUUCACUGCGACGGUCUUAUGCUGUGUAGACUUCGUGGCUGUCACGUCAAAAGUUUCGAGCCCGAGGAUCCAAGACGCCCGCAAAUAGCGAUUUGGAAUCCCGUUUUGAGAAAGGUGAAAUGGAUCAUGCCUUCUGAUUGUGUGACCGCUUACAAUAACUUUGGGCUAGGUUACAAGAAUCGAGGUGAUUACUAUUGA